Messenger RNA from Annulohypoxylon maeteangense, 351 nucleotides. RefSeq lists its product as uncharacterized. Lineage: Eukaryota; Fungi; Ascomycota; Sordariomycetes; Xylariales; Hypoxylaceae. The record is from RefSeq and is a predicted model, not a curated record. Bases 1 to 351 code for a protein of 116 amino acids. The transcript is spliced from 2 exons.
AUGGCGUCACCUCGUUCGGACGAAGCCGUUAAUGGUUCUGUUGGGUCUGGCUCUGAUUCUAAGCACGCACCCGACCCAUCAUAUGCCAUCGCCCAAGUUGAUCGGUACUGCCAAGACACCACAAUGCCGGUGAAUACCUUGGGUCUCGCAUAUUCCUCCCAGGCUGGCCUGUCGCGUAAAAGGGAUCAUUCGAGUAUCCUUGACUCAGUUGGCAAUCUUCCACAUGGACAGCAACCAGCCAACGGCGCGGCAAUAGCAGCGCCAGCAUCAGGCAUGCUCCGAGGUGUCGGGGCUCAGUUCGAUAACCCUUCAACGGCGUCGACAAGACAAGGGCCAGGUUCGUCGCCAUAG